GUCCCGGCAUUGCGCAGUGGAUAUGGAUGUGGACGCCUCGUGCGCUCUGAUCUUUGGCGCGGAGAGGCUGCACUCAGCGGCGCGCAAGGUGGCCAAAUGAAUCACCGCCCUCCCGGCUCCUCCAGCGUGCAAUGGCUUAACAGGAGAGACAUGAGUGUCCGAACGGAGGACAUCAGCUUGUGCCAAAGGGCCCUUCAGAUCGUUACGGAGCUCUGUCUAGCGGGGCAUGUAGAUGGGGAGAAAUGCUCGGCUAUAUUUCCCUUGGAGAGCAACAUACCAGACAUCUCUAUCAGUCUCCUUGCUGUGGUCGUGGGUUUCUGUGGACUCGCCCUGUUGGUAGUCUCUCUCUUUGUCUUUUGGAAGCUGUGCUGGCCCAUCUGGAGGAGCAAGGCCCUAUCGUCCCACGUCGACAAUGGCCCCCGGGUGGGGCUCCCCGAGGCACCUCCGCCGCCCCCCCAGCCCGUCACACCCCUCCAAAAGGUGGCACCAAUGGAGGAGGAGAAGAAGCCUGUGCCAGUGGUGAAGGUGAACGGGCGUUGCAGCUCCGUGAAGCUGCUAGAGGCAGCCAUGAAGAUCAGCCAGACAUCCCCGGACAUCCCGGCCGAGGUGCAGACGGCUCUCAGGGAGAGGCUGGGCCAGCAGGCCAAGAUUCAGAGGCAGACCACCGACCCCACCUCGUCCUCCAGGCACAAUUCAUUCCGCCGCCAUCUGCCUCGCCAGAUGAACGUGACAAGUGUGGACUUCAGCAUGGACACGCUCCCCAUCCGCCAGUCGUCCACCGUUAGCAUCGGCCGCAUCAAGCCCGAGCUCUACAAGCAGAAGUCUGUGGACUCCGAGGACGGGACCCAGGAGCCGGUGGAGACGUGCGGUAAGCUGAGCUUCUCCCUGCUCUACGACUACGAGGAACAGGCGCUGGUGGUCACGAUCCUCAAGGCCCUGGAACUGCCGGCCAAGGACUUCACUGGCACCUCCGACCCUUACGUCAAGAUCUACCUGCUGCCAGAGAGGCAGAAGAAGUUCCAGACGCGUGUCCACCGCAAGACGCUCAACCCCACGUUCGACGAGGCCUUCUGCUUCCCGGUGGAGUACGACCAGCUGUGCAACCGCAAACUGCACUUCAGUGUCUACGACUUUGACCGCUUCACCAGCCAUGACAUGAUUGGUGAGGUGGUGGUGGACAACCUCUUUGAGCUCUCCGACCUCUCGAGGGAAGCAGUGGUGUGGAAGGACAUUCACGCUGCGACCACGGAGAGUGUGGAUCUAGGGGAGAUCAUGUACUCUCUAUGCUACCUGCCCACAGCAGGACGGAUGACCCUGACCGUCAUCAAGUGCCGGAACCUCAAAGCCAUGGACGUCACUGGCUCCUCAGAUCCCUAUGUAAAGGUUUCCCUGCUCUGUGACGGACGGAGGCUGAAGAAGCGGAAAACCACCACCAAGAAAAGCACACUGAACCCGGUGUACAAUGAGGCCAUCAUCUUUGACAUCCCCCCAGAGAACGUGGAACAGGUCAGCCUGUCCAUCAUGGUGAUGGACUAUGAUCGGGUGGGCCACAACGAGGUGAUAGGUGUGUGUCGGACGGGGCCAGAUGCUGAAGGCCUGGGGAGGUACCACUGGAACGAGAUGCUGGCCUACCCACGCAAACCCAUUACUCACUGGCAUGCCCUGGGAGAGGUAGAGGACUGUUCGUUUUUUUCCCUCAAAUGGCCAGGAAGAGCGACAAGCUUUGAGAGCCAGGGGUCUUGUCCUUCCCCCAAACCUCCACAAACUCCAUAGGAAACACGAAUGGAACCAUAUGACCUGAUAGCAGAUUAACAAGAUGUGUACAGCUCUAGUAACCACAAUUAUGUCAGUUAAAGACAGAAAUGUCCUGUGCCAAGGUUCGAUUCAUUCAGAUGACAGCAUUAUAGGUUGAGUUUAAUCGUAUAGGCCUAUUGCAUUAAUCAUCAUCAAUCAGGACUCUACAUUACAGAGUUAUGACACAAACAACAUUGGCAAUGAAUUUGUCUUGCAGGAAGGGUUAGCCUACUUUUCAGUUAAAGGCCCAGUGCAGUCAAAAUUAGAUUUUUUUCCCUGUGUUUUGUAUCAUUGUACAACAGCUGAUGAAACUAACACUGUAAAAGUGUGAUCAAAAUUCCUGAGAGUUGCUGGUUGAAAAUACAAUACAUUUGGUUAGAACCAAUGACAAAGAGAGUCCCAAACCUCUCUGCCAAUAACAGAUAGUUUUCAGUUUUCCCCUCCCCACUCAGACCACUCCCAGACAGUCCUCGCAAAAUUAUUGCUUGAGAAAUAGUAUUUAUCUAAAAAGCCAUUUUAAUCAAUUUUAAUGGAAAUCUAUUACAGUAAGGUACUUAUUUGUUUCCCAGAAAUGAUUUGAUAUUGAUAUAAAAAUGACUGCAUUGGGCCUUUAAAAACAUUCUACAUUAUGGCCUGAUUUUGAAAUGCGGUUAUGGACCACACAUGAGAAUGCCUUGUUUGUGGAAUCACGACAUUUUACAUUUAAUGUGAAUUUACAAAUUUCCAAAGUUUGUCUUGAAUAGUGUUAUUCAUGAUGAAUUCUCUAAUUUGUUUCAUUGCUUCAGUAACCUUUAUCACAUACCAUUUACUGUAUUAUAUUGCUUGACUGGAGUGGAAAAUUCAUCUUGGUUCGUACUAUGGCAUUAAUCAACCAAUGGUGUACUCCUCAGAGUAAACAGUUGAAUUAUCAGAAUUCUGUUUUCUGUCCUGUGCAAGCUAUACAGUAUAGAGCUGUGAAAAGAAUUGAUUUUACCUCAAGAAUAUUAUUUCCAUUGUACAUUGUGAGAGGCACUUGGGUCCGAAAGGCAUCAUAUCAGAUAAUAGCUUUGCAAAAUGGAGAUUUCAUCCUCCUCACAUUCCAAUGGCAUUGUAUUUGCUUCCUGAAUAGCAAGUUAUUACCACAAUACUACCAGUGGGCAAUAAGAGAACUAAACGUUGAACUAAACCUUGUAACAUACUUCAACACUUUUUGGUUGAUACAUUUGCCCAAGGCAUUCUGCUCCUCUCACAGUUAUUUGGUGAGUUUUCAAAUCACCAUUUUCAUUUGGGAUGAUGUGAUACUAAAGGGCUAGGCUUGAUUCUAAGACCACAUAUCAACAUAGACAUACAGUAGACAAGCCAGUCAGCUGUGCCCUGGGCGUAGCCACAGGGAACACAGAUAACCUAUCAACUCAAAGGGCUGGGUGAAUGUCCAAUCCCAGAGCAUACAGUAAUUUGCCAGUGGCACAUCACUAAUGAAUGCCAAUUGAUCCCAUUUAUUGAAAGAACAUGGUGCAUAUCUCGCCAUUUAACAAGUGGGUUGCAGAUGCACUUAUCAUAGGGUCAACAAGAGUGCAAUAUGUGGUGAGCAGCAGUAUUCUCUCGUGGAUAGACUACAUAACAUAAAUGGUACCAUAAAUCUGUUCGGGGCUAUGGGAUGUGUCGACUAACAAGCAGAGUAGUUUAGGUACUUGGGUUUCUCAUCACUGGUCAUUUGGAUGUAUCAGGAUUGGGCAAAGAUGGUGAGAGUUUCCGUUUACGAGGGUGUAGACUUCGCAAGUCGCGUUAGAAAUUGUAAUAACACGUCUCCCCCAAGAACUUAAUCUGGAUUAAUUGAGAUUAGAGCAACAGUAGCCACACAAUGUAGCAUAGUGUUUUCAACUCUCUUGUGAGAGAUGGAAGUGAGACAAGCAUUGAAGCAACAAACUGUUGAAAAGUACAGUGCCUUCAGAAUGUAUUCACACCCCUUGAUUUGUUUCUACAUUUUGUUGUGUUACAAAGUAGAAUUAAGAUGGAUUUAAUUGUCAUUUUUUGCUAACGAUCUUAACAAAAUACUCUGUCAAAGUAGAAGAAAAAUGAUAAGAUUUGUAAAAAAAGAAAUGUAAAACACUAACAUCUUGAUUAGAUAAGUAUUUAACCACCUAAAUCAAUACAUGUUAGAAUCACCUUUGGCAGCAAUUUACAGCUGUGAGUCUUUCUGGGUAAGUCUCUAUGGGCCCGAUUCCGACUUAGAAAAUUAUGUCUUUCUUACACACAGCUUUCCUAUGCACAUCUCAGUAGUUAGUAUUCAGACUUACCUUAUGAAGGUGCGUAAUCGGCUUUGCAGGCAUGGUUCCCUUGCGCAUGCUGAAUACAUUUAAUUUGACUGCUGAAAACCCUCCUACUUGCUGGCCAACAGAUUUUUGCGUGGAGUUUUCAUUCAAGCCUGUAUCUUUGUAUUGAUUGGGUGUAAAUUUGCAAGAAUGUCUAAUGUUUUCACUCAGGCUGUAACACAACAAAAUGUGGAAUUAGUCAAAGGGUAUAAAUACUUUCUGAAGGCACUGUAUAAACAAAAAGUUUUCUUAUUUAUUGAUACACAUUUUAAUUGCAAAAAUGUUCCCACAGCUGCUACAUUAAAGAUUAGAAGCAUUUAAAUCUCACUCAACGUAAUUUGCUUCCUUCAGAACUCAAUACACUCAGAAAAGCAUGUCUGACCUCAAGUCACUUCUUAAGAACAUUUCAGUGUCCAAGGACAUUUUUCUCUGAGACUUUGCCCAACAUUUUAUCUGUUACUGGAAUGGAUAGAGAUCUUUAUAAGAUUGCUGAAAUGCAUUCUACUAAUUAAUCCGGAAAAGUAAAACCAUGCAAAUGAGCUCAAACUCAUUUGUGAUGGGUUUGAAGCAAGGUAAUUUAUUUUUUUAAGCUAAUGGCUUUCCUUUUUUCUUAAAAAUAUAAUCUUUGAUGUGUAUUUCACAUGUGCCAAAUAUGAUUUCAAAUAGCAAAAAAAAAAAAAAGAUUAUUAAAAUUGUCUCUGACAAAUUAAUAUGUAUAUUUCGAAGAGUAAUUUGUUCUAGUUGUGGAGACAAAAAAGGUGUUUCCUUUGUUCCGUAACAAACUUCCAUCAAUCACUAUAAGGUUAUAUCUGCAAAAAGAUGAUUCUGAGAAUUGGUUUUAAAGUUCUGAACCCUCAUUGGUUUGAAUGGUAUCAGCAAUUUUGAUCUUGAAUUCUUUUGAACUUAACAACAUGAAUUGGGGUAUUUCGAGUACUAUAUAGGAAUUGAACAGAACAAGGCUAUGUCAAUAACUACAUUUUUACUAAAAUGCAGAUAGAACCUUAUAGUCCGAAGCUCUCGAUUUGUUUAAUUUGAGUACAUUUUUCUUUACAAGCAGUCCAUUGUAAAUGCAUAUGGCCUAGCCCCAGAUUCCAAUUGUAAUUGUGUCUUCUGCAAUCACUUUAUGUAAAGCCUUAUGAUAUAAAGCCUUAUGAUAUUGAGUUUAGUACUCAAUCUGAAAACAUUACUAGAAUGAAUUUCAGUUGCACAUGUGAGUAAUAAUAUGAAAUAGUGACGGGCAUAUCUGAGUCUUUUCAGUGAGCCGAAACUCUUGGCUCCAUUCACAUUGAAGAAUGUUCAUUUGGCUCCUAAAUGGCUCUUCAUUCAGUAGUGCUUAAAAAUGUAUGAAAAAUAUGUUUACAAAUCUAAUGUAAAGGCUAGAAAGUUGCAUACUGUUUUCUCAGAUUGUGAAAUGUGAGUAAAAAAAAAUAAUUUCUAACAAAAUUAAAUUUAGAAUUGAGCGUGGACCAGAAUAAGGCUUUGUCCUCACAACCUAUUUGUUACUGCAGAUAAUCAUAGUUUACAGCUCAUAAAGCAGCAGUAGCAGUAUACAAUCAGGGAGGCAAAUGAAUGGCUCUUUCACAAAUGCGAUUCAGGUUCCUGACGUUCACCAAAAAGAGCCGCUAGUUCGCGAACGACCUAUCUCUAAUAUAAACAUAGAAAAUACUAAGGCUGUGUACUGUUAACUUUAUGUUGCACAUUAAAAUAAUAAUGCUUCUGUUCCCAGGCUGGCCCCAAUAUAAAAACCAUAAGUAUUUGUACUUGUAGCAUGCGAGUCAAUAUAUUCAAGUAGUAUAAGAAUAUCAAAGAUUAAAGUUUCAUGAAUAUAUUAUAUAAAAUAGUAUUUUAUAUUGCUAAUAUUUUACGUUUACAUUUGUACAUAGACCUCACAAUGCGAAUACUUGUAUAUAUCUAAAGUUUACUUCUAAGAACAUUUGUUGUUGAAAACAUGUUAAAAUUAAAAUGUUACUGUGUAUUUAUAUGGAUCGUUUGGUGAUCAUUUGUACAGCUCAAGCUUGUGUUUUUGGGUGACUUUAUACACAUUCCGUAUCAAUUGUGGAAUGAUUUCUCAUAUUGUAAGCAUAUCUAAGGCAACCCACUACUUUUUCGGGACACUCCAUGCUUAGGAAUUUAGCGCUUUUUAGCUGAGAUUGUGUGCAUAAUGCUAACAUCAAUAGUAUAUUAAACAACAACAGCAAUUGCAACUAUUUGUCAUGAAAUGUACAGUUUGUGAUAACUUUUGUAACAAUUUGCAGUAAACAUUUGAAAUAUAAUUUUACUUUACUGUUUCAUAUGUAUUUUAAAUAAAUAAACAAAGAACACAUCAUAAUCUUA
Molecule: messenger RNA, 6419 nt
Organism: Salmo salar (Atlantic salmon)
Lineage: Eukaryota; Metazoa; Chordata; Actinopteri; Salmoniformes; Salmonidae
Source: RefSeq, a predicted model, not a curated record